UGUGUGUGUCUGUCUGUCCAGGCUCCUCGGGCAGAAUGUGGAGGCUGUUGGGUGCUGUCGCCCUGCUUCUUCUAGUUCCCUGCCACACAGUCGCUGACCCUUCCAAGGCCGUGGUGAUCCUGGACCCGCCCUGGGACCGAGUCCUGGAGGAGGACCGCGUCACCCUGACCUGUCAGAGCCCCCAUGGGCCCGGGGACAGCGGGACACGCUGGUGGCGCAACGACAGUGCCCUGGACGGCCAGCAGGGGGCGUCGCUGACCAUCGCCUCCGCCCGCGUCGCGGACAGUGGCCAGUACAGCUGCAAGACGGAGCGCUCGGACCGCAGUGACCCCCAGAGCCUGGAGGUGCACCAGGGCUGGCUGCUGCUGCAGGCGCGGCGCUGGGUGGUCCAGCCCGGGGACCCCAUCCACCUGCGCUGCCACAGCUGGCAGAACCGGCCGGUGUCCAGCGUCAUCUACUUCCACAACGGCAUGGGGCGGAAGUUCUUCUACAAGAACUCGGAACUGCACAUCCCCGCGGCGACGCUGGCGGACAGCGGCACCUACUUCUGCCGGGGCCUCUUGGGCCGGAUGCGCAACGAGUCCUCGCCCACGGCGCGUCUCCUCGUGGCAGAUCCCUCCAGACCCUUCCCCUUCAUUCCCUCCCCCUCCAUCCCCUCCCUCUCCGUCCCCUCCCCCUCCGUCCCCUCCCCCUUCGUCCCCUCCCCCUCCAUCCCUUCCCCAUCACCCCUCCCUCACUCCCCAUGGUACCGGAUCGCUCUCAGCCUGGCCGUGGGACUUUGGUACGUCGUGAGCACCGGGCUCUGCUUGUCGGUGUGGCUGGACCUUCGACACUCACUGGCGUCCGUCCGAUGGAAUGAGAGGAUGCAGUGGCGUCGGGACCCUCAGGACAAAUGAGACCCCCACCCCAGCCCUCCCCCCAGCCCAGGCAGCAGCUGGAAGAGCAGCCUUUGUGUGUGUGUGUGUGUGUGGGGUGGGGGGCGUGGGGACAACUUCUCGGACCCUCACACAAGUGCCUCGCUGGGGUGGAUUCCACCACGGAAGACACCCCCCCAAUGCCCCUGCAAAGCACGGAGUACAAGUCAGCAGGGUGCAGAAGCCUUUCUAGAAUGGUCUCCCUGUUCCAGAAGCUUCUUUUCCCCGCGGACCAGUUCCGGCUUCCGACAAAGCCCUUUCCACCCUG
Sorex fumeus (smoky shrew) is the source of this 1182-nucleotide messenger RNA. RefSeq names its product Fc gamma receptor IIIa (gene FCGR3A). Gene Ontology annotation, molecular function: transmembrane signaling receptor activity. The transcript is spliced from 5 exons. NCBI's taxonomy places the organism in Eukaryota, Metazoa, Chordata, Mammalia, Eulipotyphla, Soricidae. Gene Ontology annotation, biological process: regulation of immune response; cell surface receptor signaling pathway. The record is from RefSeq and is a predicted model, not a curated record. Bases 36 to 896 code for a protein of 286 amino acids.